Molecule: messenger RNA, 9933 nt
Organism: Anopheles funestus (African malaria mosquito)
Lineage: Eukaryota; Metazoa; Arthropoda; Insecta; Diptera; Culicidae
Gene: PsGEF
Exons: 20
Coding region: 90-7388 (2432 amino acids)
Biological process (GO): signal transduction
Cellular component (GO): nucleus; plasma membrane
Molecular function (GO): guanyl-nucleotide exchange factor activity; protein binding
Source: RefSeq, a predicted model, not a curated record
UGCCGUGCCGUCGGCUCAAUGAAAGGUUUACCUGCAAUUAAUGACUUUUUCUUUGCGCACAUUCACAGGUUGUACUGCAGUUCUACGCCAUGUUGAAGUGGACGGUUACAAAGCGUUCGGAAGCAAACGCAAAAAAUGUGCUCCCACAAGAGAAAAUGUUGCUGCAACAGCGACAACACGCAAGACGUUCUUUGGGAGCGUUAAGUGAACGCUUGGCUACGGUCACCUCGGACGGUACGGUGAACGGUGGGUCAAGAAAUAGGAAAGUUCGUCGAUCACUUGGAGUUUGCGCCAAUUAUGAUAAGGAAAAUCAAUGCAUCACUUCGACGCCACAUCCUGCGAUAGGACGGACCAUUGGUUCACCGUACUCUAUGGCGUUGCGUGAUGUUAGUAACAUUACGCCAAACACUACGCCAUGCCGCCCCUCGAACGCUACACCGCAGAGUCGCAAACGAACAUUAGCCGUAUCGCCCGUAUCGUCCGAUCUUAAGAGAAAGGAACACGUGGAGAGUGUUCGUGAGACGUACGCUACAACACUACCCACGUUCGACAUAGAGUAUUCUCCGUGUGGCGUGAAGGAUGUCCCCUUCUUAGCGCUUCGUGGGCUGGGACUAGCAGAAUUCGACAAACCGGGCAGGUACUUCGCUGCGAAUGAACAGGAACCGUCUGCAAAACGAAUGAAAACGUUGGCGAAGCCAUUGUCACUCGUUGAGGAUCUUCCCUUGCAACCUUCCGAGGACAAGUUGAAUCCAUGCUUGACUCCUUUGUCGUCGCGCUUGUCUGAAUUACGUUUUAAUAAAAUCAAUUUCAAAAGACCUCUAGCCGUUGGCAAGCCGAUCAAUAGCUUGCCGCAGCCGGCACUGCCACCUCCACCACCAUCGUCCGUUGAAAACAUGGAAGACUCCGAGUUGUCGCUCAACUCGUCAGAAAUGGGUGAUUUAACGCUCGACAAGAUGAUCGAUGCCAUAUUGGAGAGUGCCAAAAAGGAUGGUAGAUGGGCAACGCCGCGUCCAAAGCGAUCGUUGAGCGUCAAAUCGAAGCAAUCGAAAGGAUCGUCACCCACCUACACGCCUGCAGAUGAUCCAGCGGCUGAUUUAUACCUCGGACUACGGUGUCCUCCACGGAUGUUUCGACAGGAAGGCGAAACGACGAUAAUACUGGAAGAGACGGCAAAUCACAUCAACGAACGGGAGGUGAAAACUCCCGAUACCAAGCAGGAGCAGCGCGGCAUGGCAUUCAGAAACACAGUGAAGAUGGACUAUGUACGUCAAUCACUGAAUAAAUGCGUUGCAGCUAGUCCUCUAGAUGCGGCAUGUCAUCUGCGUCGCCAGAAAGCGGUCCGGAGAAAACACAAACUCGAAACUGCCGGUAAUAGUGCAAAACAGGGUACCCAGCGUGAUGAAGUUACGCUCGAGGACUGUCCGAUGGGCAGUCCAGAAACGCCGUACAUACUCUGCAAUCAGUCGAAACUCAGUCAGCUAAAUGUGAUGCAAACUCCUGUACGCGAUGAACAGCUGCGGUUGGAGGCGGAAAAUCCGUCACAUCAAAUCUUGUCGGCGAACGCAACACCCGACAUACGGUCCAUAGAUUUGCAGGGCACCUCAACGCCAACCGGGGGAUCGGUCGAAAAGAGUCGAAAAUGUUUAAACUUCUCCCCUACGCUUAGUGAGGAUUCGAUUGAAAAGCGUCGAUCAGUGGCAUCGUCUACGACUUCGCGCUGCUUCAGAACGAGUACAUUGACCGGCUCUACAAUCGGUACUGGUGCAAUGCGCGGUACACUGGAGCUUAGCAUCUAUCUUGAGCAGGACCGGCGAUUGCACGUACACGUUAUCCGGUGUAAAGACCUGCAACGGAACACUUCCACUAGUAGUACGGGCGGUAGCAAUGCUAUCAAUGCGUACGUUAAGGUGGCACUGAUCAAUCUGGGCGCGUCACAAACGUCCCCAACGGAUCUAGGCUUUCAACGGACCACUGUACACCGAAACUCAAGUAAUCCUUGCUACGAUCAGCACUUCCAGUUCGAAAUUCACCCAAACGAUGAGCGCCGUGUACAACUGGCCGUGUGGCAUCGAGAUCGGGAAUAUAAGCGUAGUGAAUUUCUAGGAUGCAUGUCAUUCCCAAUAAAAAAUGUUACUGCACUGGGCAUUAAUGGAGCAUACCGUCUGCAGCCGCAAUCCUGUCUGACAAAUCCUACCACACCGAUACUAGAAACAAUGUGUGAAAAUUCCCAAUCGAGCAUGGAAGAGCUAAUGAACGCUGAAGACAGCAGUAGCGCAAAGGCAACGAGCACCGUUACCUCUACAACUGUGUCUCUGGCUGCAGGAGCAACUGGUGGAACCAUUGGUAAUGCUGGUGGUGAACAAAUCAGCCUCAGUAAGAAAGCAAUCCACCAGCGCGAUGCAGAUGAGAAUCUGUUUUUGCGCUUCCUGGAACUUGAUCCGUCUCCCGAGGCAUCAUUAACGAUGGGCACUGGUGGUGGAAGUCAGACAACCCAGCCAGCCACCCCCCGACGUAGCUCGGUUAGUGCCGCGAGUGGUCCGCUCAAACCAAUGACAGGGGUAACAUCGUCAGGUCGGACACCAUUUACAAUCACAAAACGGUUGGCGCGUACGGGCGAUCGAGGUUUUGGAUUUUCCAUCGUUUGGACUCAUCCUCCGAGGGUGGAAAAGGUGGAAACGGGCCUGUCGGCGGAUCGUGCAGGAAUUUUGCCCGGUGAUUAUGUGGUGUUUGUCGAUAAGCACAAUGUAGUUACGAUGCCGGAACAGGACGUGCUGAACCUGAUUCGAACACAAGGCAACUCGCUGCUUCUCGAGAUUUUUCGACGUCCUCAGUCGACAGGUGGACUGCAGCUGCAAAACCGAACAAAUGGUUUGCGCAGCAUGUCAUCUGGACAAGCGCUAACGUCGAACCUUGGUGGCAUUACGAACAGUACGGGAAACAUCAAUUCGCUCAACGUGUCGGCCGGUGUUGUUCUGGCACAACCGGAUGAAGGUGAACCAUUUGCAAGGACAUCCCCGUCUCCAUUCGGUGUGGCACGAUCAUCCACAGCGUGUUCGAACAUUUCGAUUGAAACCGCUAAGCGAAAACUCCAUCUGCCACAGGUUACUUUUAGCAAAGAGUCAAUUGUUCAACAAUUUCCUGACGAUCAUCGCCGCAAGUUCCUCUAUCAGCUGAUUAGCCGUGAGCAGCAUUUUAUUAAUGCCAUUAACUUUGGUAUCGAGCGAUUUGUCAAUCCACUACGCGAACGAAAAGACUUAAUCUCACCGAGCGAUCACAAAAUCCUGUUUCAAAAUAUUGACGAGCUAUCGCGAAUAUCGGAAGAUAUUCUGGAGCAAAUUAUUCAGGACGAAACCGAACCACAAAUCCAUUUUGCUUCCCGUGUUUAUUUAUCGAAAAGUACAGCAGUCUGUGCAGCUUACAGGAAGUAUUGCAAUGGACUGAAGAAAGCUGAUUGUGUGUUGGUCAACAAGUCUAGAAAUUCAAACUGUGAUUUUAUGAAAUUCAUUACGGAGCCACCGGUACCAAGGAAACGUCCAGAUCUAACUACAUUCAUACAUCGACCGCUUCAGCAUUUUAGGGAAAUUUUAAAAUUAGUGCAAAUGAUAGCGUCCCAUUGUCGUGUAGAUAGUGAAGAACAUAAUAAUUUCAACAAUAUCAUAAGCGAAUUACAGGCUGCGUACCGCGAAAUAACCGUCGGUGGAGGGCUAAUGGAGCCAAUCGGAGAAGGGCGUCCGCUUUUAACGUUACAGGACCUAGAGGCACGUAUGGUGUUCACGAAAUGCAAACCAUUUCAGCUGGCAUCUCAUGGACGGCAGUGGAUUUUUGGUGGGGAUCUGUCACGUGUUGAGGGACGUUCUAUAAAACCUUAUUGGACUCUGCUCUUUAGUGACAUCCUUUUGUUUGCUAAAGUGAGUCGAGAUCGAGUACUUUUUAUCACCGAGGAGCCGAUAGCGCUAUCUACAAUAACUGAUUCGUGUUUUAAUAUUCGCAAAAAGGCAGGUACCGAAUUCCGAAUCACCAUAGACCCCAACGGCAGACAGAUUGAAAGUCCUACGGUACAUUGUGCACCGGACCUAUCCCGGACACCGAAAAAAAAUUCCAAAAAACGUUACAUUGUGCUUCGUGCCCCGUCAACAGAAUUGAAAGCAGUCUGGCAAAAUUUGCUAACCAGGCAAAUUUUUUUAGUAAAUGCAACCCUAGGCUCAACACCAUUGAGCAGCCCCCUUGACUCACCGGAUAUUUUGCAAUCGUUUGUACCGAUCAGCGAUAUCGGAGCGACGGCUACAUCGGCAUCUUCGGUGAAGGUAUCAUCGCUGGAUGGCAUUCACCUUAAAAACCAACAGUCAAGGCUAAGCAGAGUUCCGAAACAGGUUGAAGAGCUUAUCGAUGAAAAGUGUAGAAAGCUCAAUAAAACCGGUGUACCGCAGGGCAGUGCUCUACAUUUGGCGCAAUGGAUGAAAGGUCAGCUGAAUAAACAGAUCAUCGAAUCCGAUCCUAUAGAUUCCGAACCCGAACAAUUGGUAGAAGAUUGGUCGGUAGAGCAGGUGACUAAUCGGUCAAAAGAACUGAACCUGGUCGAUGCUGACGGCAGCCCUUACAGAUCCGCUUCUCAUUGCAAUGGUACUAGCAAUGGGAUUGUAGGCAAAAAUAACGGACCCACCAACAGCCAACCGACAGCUGACGACAAUUCAGCGUUUGAAGAUGAUGAUGAUAAUAAGAGUGUUUCUAAGAGUACGACAUCCGACAGUCAGAUAACAGUAAGGUCAAGCCCGUUAAGCAACAAAUUGGACACAAUAUCCAUGUGCCGGCAGUGUUUGAAAAAUUGUAAAAGCCGUUUAAAUUCACCAAGUAGCAACUCCCUAACAGUCCAGCAUAGUCACAGUUCUCCGUCAAACCGUUGCUGUGUGUCUAAUUCUGCCACGGGUAGCAGUCUCAAUAAGAGCCCUAACUCAAUGUCAAGUGUAUCAUCGUCAAGCACACUGACCAUGCGCGGAAGAACUGCGGGACAGGAAGCGGAUUGUUCGGGUCAAGGAACGAUGGCGGAAAACAUUGUCUGCAACAGACAACCAUCGGUUGUUCAAUUGAAACAAAGCGGAGAUACCGAUCGACACAUUCAGUUGUCGAUAAACGGCAACUAUAAAACAAUGUGCCAAACACCAUGCCAUUGUAAAUGUACGCCAAAAGAUUUCGAAAAAAGUACCCUCAGCCCCGAUGAGCUACUUCACGAACGUGUGAAAAUAUUGGAUAAUGUUUGUGAAGCCACUACCGCAAACAUAACUAUUCAGCAUUCAAAGGAUACUAGCAAGAUGAAUGGUGGUUACCCGUUAAGCGCAAAGCAUUCGUUGCAGGAGCGUCUGGACGAGAACACCGGUAAUCGUGAUGAGCGCAGGAUGGAAUGUAAUAACAACGAGGACGAUGAUACUGAGUGGUCGUUAAUGGGGUUGAUUGGAUUGGCUCAAAUAAAUCCAGCCGCGUCGCUAGUUCAUAUGGAUCCCUUCGAAGCAUUGCCAACCAUCGCUGUAGUACCGCCGACACCGGAUGCGUUGGGCAAUUCGGCGUAUAUACGGCAGUCUAUGCCGCCUUCGCCAUGGACAACGAUCGAAAGAAGUCAACUUCAGCUAGCACCGAGUAGUUUGAGUUCCGCACACGCUACCGAAGGAACACUGAGUGAUGAAUACUCGCCAGAUAAUUCACCAGAGGACGAAAUAGCUGAACCACCAUACCGUGCGUUGAAUCCUGGUUUAAAGCGAUACGGAACAAUAUCGAGUUUGGAGCGUGUUCCAUCGGAAGAUACGGAUGAUAACAAGACGUAUUCUUCCGAAGAAGAUUCGGAAAGUGACAUUAAAAUUGUUACCAAAGAAGUAUACGACAAUAAUACGCAGACAUUUCUGAAUUGGACGACUAGAGCAGGCAAUUUUAUCGAAGAAUCUCGAGCAUUCAUCGAUCGGUAUCUUGGACGUCGAGAUAACAGUACUGAUGACCCAGAAGCAAAUGGUGAAGACUGGGAGAAAAGUCGUGAAAAACGGACCGGUGAACAACAUGCAGCGAGCAGUGGAGGCGACGAGGAGGAAACAAUUGAAGGUGAAACCUCCGCCACCUCUGGGGAGGAAGUUUGGGGUACUCCUACCAGUGGUGGUGAAAAUGAUGAUAUGCAGAUAUUUGGUAGCAUAGAACAAACGCAUUCGUCCCCAACCAAGUCGUCUUCGUCAUAUACAGGUGACGAUGACACUGAAUUGAUGAUGGACGAAUUGCUGAUGGCACCUCCGAUGACGGCUAGUGCUGUUCGCGGACUUCUCCCGAGAAGAAAGCUUGAGCCACUGUUCGAAGAGGACAGUGAGAGCGCGGAAUCAGAUGAUGACAGUAAACCACUCAGCGGUCGUGAUCACCAGGGGCAAGCUUCGGAAAAAAAUCCUCCGGUUUAUGCGGAUUUAAACGAUUCCACCGGUACCGAUUCGGUAAGUACGACGCCGUCAUCGACCCCGCAGGCCGAGAGGAACGAGACGAUCAAGACUACCACUCCCGACGAAAACUAUGGGAGUGUUGCUGACAGAUGUUAUGCAUCUGUGCAGCUCCCGAGCACCGGGACACACUGUGCAAGCGAUACCGCACGUUUCGCCGACAAGGCAAAUGUACCGAUCGGGCUCAGUCCAAGGCUCGAGAUGCGCUUGGCACUGAAUCACGACAUUCUCGGCGACGAAGAUCUGCUCACCUACAGUCCUGGACCGGACCUGACGGCAAUUCUCGGACGCGACCUCUCCACAUACCAUCGGAUGAAUGGGAAGGACAUUAUCAUGAAUCGUAUCGUGACGCGUGUGAGCAGCUACAUGAAUAUUCAAGCGGUGGCGACAUCGACCCCGGUCAGCAAACCGAACACAGUGGAACCCCACGGUUCUGUGACGAGCCAAGCUAUGAGAAACGGAAUGAGCUCAUCAUAUCAGCAAAACAAUUCAAAGAUGGAUACUCCUAUACUGCACCGACGAAAAACUACCGCCCCAGCUACCUGGAGCAGUUUUGGGUUUGUGGAUCGAGAAGAAAGGACUCUGUCGGACCUGGAACGUUUGGCGAGGCGGGAGAAAGUUUACUGUAUGACUCAGCUCAAUCACAACGCUUCUCAGCUGAAACGAGUAGCUAGCUUUAACACGACCACAAAACACACCAGCAAGCUAUUCAACUUUUUGUAUCGACGGAACUCGGAAAACCAGCUGGCAGGACUUUUCACUUCGAGGGAUAGUGCAGAAGAUAGUAGUGCUACGUGCCAUUCCGAUCCGAGCCGUUUAAAUUCUCCCCGGAAGGAAACGGUAAAAUCACUUGAUCGAAGGUUUUGGAAGCAACUAAGCAAAAGACGACGUGCUAGUUUCCAUGAAGAACUCACAACUGGGGCAUCAUAAGCUACCUACUAGUUUAGCAAAAACUUGCAAUUAUGCACAAGUGUGUUCGUUUUUUUUUAAUUCUAGAUUGUGUGUGUAUGUGUGUGUCACAAUACAGAGUAGCUGGUUAAAUGGUCAACCAUACUCGUACUAGUAAUGCCUAGUUUAGUUGUUAUAAUGAGAAUGUUAAGUUCCACUAUUCACUAAUCAUCUCCAAGGAAUUUAAUUGAUCUGUCUCUGCAGCGGCGUUACGAAUAAAGCAGUUAUUAGUAAAGUAUUUGAGGAAUUUAUGUUUGUAUUACUUCUGAAGCUAAACGUAAAGCUAUCAGUGUAGUUCAGAAUCAAGCAUCACUUAUUUACUGAUCUUUUUUCCUUUUAAAAAAAAUAGAAAUAUCUGGCUGGAAAUCACAAGCAAAAGUUUAUGUUCGAAAAUAUUCUCAAAAGUAUUAGAUAGAAUCGAGAAUGAAUACUAGUAAAAAAAAACCAGCGUUUGCAACAAAUAGAUUAAUAUUCACUACUCCGGAAAAAAAUACAGGAACAAAGGCUAAUCUCGCGUACAUUGGUACCUUGUGUUAGCAUGAAAAGAAUCCAUUUCUUUAUGAAACUGUACGAAAUGAUAACCAAAGAAAGAGAGAUAAAGAAAGAGAGAGAGAGAGAAGUAGAAAGAAACACAAUGAUGCAUGUGCUACUUCUAAUAUGCAUCAGAUGCAUUACUGAUCCAAGUUUAAGCCUCCAUAUAUUUGUAAAUAUGCACACUUUUUAAGACAUUUCCACUCUACUUCAAAAAUUAAUUCUUUGCGGCGAUAAUGAUGUAAUUCGUUAACAAAAACAAAAAUACAUCAUUUACACACUAUUUCUGUGCGUAGGAAGGAAAAUUGUAGUUCAGGAUAGGAGUUUAGUUUAAAUGUUUUGAUACGAAAGGUAGGGCUUGACAAUCAUCGAUUGCAAAGUUUUAUCGAUUUACCUAAUUGUCAAAUUAAGAGCCAAGUUUUGAUACACCGCCACAAUAACUUGACACAAUUGAAUUGCCACUGAACACUUAAAAGAGUAUAUUUUCUCGUAUUCUCUGUCUUUCUCAUCAUCAAUAUUACGUCCAGCUGAAUAUGUACCAUCCGCUCAAAACGAGUAUACUAAACAAAAUGCCAGCCCGUCCGGAACCUUAGUAUCACUUUGUAAGUCGUUUCGUUAGGAAUAUGAAAAUGUGACUAUGCUUGUCUUUUUCUAUAACGUUCAAACCAGCCACGGCAACUUAUCAAAAUUGACAUCAAUAAGAAUAGUUUGAGCUAAUUUUCCCUAUUUUUAUGAAAACAAAAUAAAGUUUGUAUGUUUUUAGCUUACAACCUCUUUCUUAAAGCAAUUUACUCAACGUUCUACCCAGCGUUCCGUUAAACGUAAUGGAAAUGUUUCGAAUAUUGUGUAGUUCAUUGCGUUGUAUUGGAUUAUUUACCUUGUUUAAUACGUGUAUCCCGACUGAUGCCUGGGAAGCAAUGAUUUUGAGAUUAUUUGUUUUGCAUUACAUGCUUUUUGCAUAAUCUGUGUAUAUAUUUUUGUAAAAUUUACAACACGAAACAAAACAUAAGCCAGCACAGGUUUCUUAAACAAAAUUGGACUAGCUUAGUCUUUGAUUUUCAUUCGCACAAGUCGGUUCUACGCACUGUACAGAUUGAAACAAAACAAACGUAAACAAAAACGCCAAAAAAGAAGCUUUACAAUGUACAUUUCACAAUUAUCAACCGAAAUCAACUACCAAUAAUAGUUCGAGUACGGAAUGCAAUAGGUAAAAAAAUGACACAAACAGAAGCAUGAAUCAUGGUAGUUAACUUUAAACAGCAUAUAGUAGAUAAGCAAGCAACACUUUACAUGUUAAGCAAUUACUUCUUACUCAUAGAUACAUCUGAUUAAAUUUGUAACUUAAAGUAGAAUGAUAAAAAAGCCGUCUUUUUAAAAACAAUUCAUACAGUACAUUUAAAAACGCUUCAAAUUCGGUACUCAUGCACCACACCUGUUUAUCGACGACAUGUCGAUGGAAUUUGCAAUAAAUAAACGCAGUUUUGUCAUUCUUCACGUAGCUAACUUUCAAAGUCAUACGAAAUAGCAUAGGAUCGUGGCCUAUUGAAAUUGAAAGCAACGGGCUGGUAACGAAAAGGAAAUCGGUCAAUGAAAUUUUGUGAUAGCAGUCACAAUAAACUAAAACAAGGAUAGGAAAACAAGCAAAGGCGUGAGUAAAAGCAACAUUUGGUGUUAAUAUACCACAAUGGCAAUUUUGUAAUUUGCGUAAGAUAAGCACACAGUACCACAGAAGAACAUAAAGAAAAAUAACAUUGAGCAACGGGUUGUACGAAGAAAAAGAAAUAUGUGAGAACAUUUACAUUAACAUAAGGAGCUACUAACAAAAAUCUGUCACCAUCGUAUUAGACGAAAAAAAAACAACAACAAAAAACCAAACAAAACAGUAUUUUGCCUUAAACUGCAAUUCGACAUGAAGUAUUAGAAAUGAAAAACAUCUUCACAAAAAUAAAAUAAUGUAAUAAAUCAAUUGUUUAACGAAUUUUAAGCAAAUCAAAAA